AUGGAAUUACGUGGGGUCGUUUCAUACUUGCGUGAUCCGGACAAAUACAUGCAGCUUGGUGCUCGACUUCCAAAAGGCGUUCUCUUGGUUGGUCCACCUGGAACAGGCAAAACAUUAUUAGCAAAAGCAGUUGCUGGUGAAGCCCAGGUGAUUUUUUUUUUCACUGCAUUCGAAUGCAUUUUUUUAUGCUGA
Molecule: messenger RNA, 192 nt
Organism: Gongylonema pulchrum
Lineage: Eukaryota; Metazoa; Nematoda; Chromadorea; Rhabditida; Gongylonematidae
Source: the annotation of a GenBank genome assembly